This is a messenger RNA of Podospora bellae-mahoneyi, 1259 nucleotides long. RefSeq lists its product as uncharacterized. The transcript has 3 exons. Lineage: Eukaryota; Fungi; Ascomycota; Sordariomycetes; Sordariales; Podosporaceae. The coding region runs from base 345 to 1259 and encodes 304 amino acids. The record is from RefSeq and is a predicted model, not a curated record.
UUUUGAUCAUUCUUAAUGAUCAAGAGUCUUCAAUUUUUUUUAUUGCCAGCAAUAACUCCCUUGGUGUGGUCUGUUGAUACAGGCACACUCAGUUUUUAUAACAUUCCUACUUGGCUUGAUCAGGACCAGGCUGCAUCAGGUGGUGGUGGACGAACGGACUUCGGAUUUCUUUCUACGGCAGCCGAGGUCAACUGUAGGUCUAUUUGCUUGAUUAUUCUACCACAUGGAGCUCUUAUGUAUAGUCGAGCUGCAGGUCUGUAUGUAAUAAACCUGUUUACAGGUCCAUCGGAUCUUUCAGAGUCUUGUAGCAACAAAUCGGACAGUACUCCUUUGCACCUGUUAUCAUGUCUGCCCUCAUCCCUUUUUCCCAAGCCACCAAGGUGGAGAGACUCGACUCCCACACAUACAAAACUAACCUGCUGGACUCCUAUUGCAUUGGAACCGUCCCCAAUGGCGGGUAUUCCGCUUCAUGCCUGUUGGAGGCAGCCCGUUUGCAUUUGGCAUCAAAACACCAAAAAGAUGCCAUGACGUCGCAUUUCCAAUUUCUCAAUCGAACCGAAGUUGGCCCUGCUAUCAUCAUCAUUUCGGAAACCAAGCCAGGAAGACAGUUCUCGAUGCUUCAUCUGACACUUUACCAACGAGGACUACUCGACCAAGCGCCCUGGAUUACCAAGGGAACGUCCCGGGCCGAGAUCACGGCCUAUCUGACCAUGACGGAUCUCUCCAGAGAGCAAGGACUCACACUGCCCACUUUGCAGGAUGACAACUGGCGGGAGCUCAACCUUGGAGCUUCCGGAGCGUUUGGCACAUACGCACGGGUUUUGGACAACUGCCAUUUUUACUUUCCAAAGUGGGGACAGGAGCACCCGACUGUAAUCGACCUGUGGAUGCGAUUCAAGAUCCCGUCAGAAGGGUUCACAAACUCCUCCCUCGGGCUCGUCAGUGAUGCUUUCCCCUACGUCGUCGAAGCGUUUCGGCCCCCUCCAGGCGGCGAAACUGAUAAGCCAUUCAAAGCGACCGAGAUGUUCUGGUAUCCGACGAUCGUGAUGAGUCUGGAACUGAAACGUUCGCUGCCCGAGGAAAAGGGGGUUGAGUGGCUCAGGUUGAGGAUGCAAAGCAAAGAGAUCAGAAACGGAAGACUGGACCUAGAAGUGGUGAUUAGGGACGAAAAGGAUGAGUUGAUCGGGGUCAGCAACCAGGUCAAUUUGAUCCUGGGCAGCGAAAGAAACACCGGAGGCCGGGAGAUUGGGAAGAUCUGA